Molecule: messenger RNA, 375 nt
Organism: Sphaeroforma arctica JP610
Lineage: Eukaryota; Ichthyosporea; Ichthyophonida
Exons: 2
Coding region: 1-375 (124 amino acids)
Source: RefSeq, a predicted model, not a curated record
AUGCCUACGUUCACUAUCGGCCGACCACAACAGAUUUGUUCUCCUGUUUCCCGCACACAGCUACGGCGUUUGUAUGGCAGUGGGCUGCAUGUAGAAACACUUGACCUCCCCACCGACAGAGCUGAACUAGCAGUAUCAACGCAACGUGCACUCGAAGUGACAUCAGAAGGUACACCAGGCGCUGCCCCUGGACAAGAGCAGAAAGGACCGGCGGAUACCAAUGGGGAUAUUAGUGCAGUGAAGACAGACAAAGUGGCUUCUAAUCCCACAGUCUCCCAACCAAAGACCGAUGUGCUGGUUGUUGAUUUCGUGCCCACCGAUCCUGAUUGGAUAUUCGAUGCCAUGCGAUUGUUUAAAGUGCAGGUGGGUGUGUAG